Colletotrichum graminicola M1.001 is the source of this 1458-nucleotide messenger RNA. Its product is annotated as Sodium:dicarboxylate symporter family protein. The record is from RefSeq and is a predicted model, not a curated record. Gene Ontology annotation, biological process: L-glutamate transmembrane transport. Gene Ontology annotation, molecular function: L-glutamate transmembrane transporter activity; neutral L-amino acid transmembrane transporter activity; glutamate:sodium symporter activity. The transcript is spliced from 2 exons. Gene Ontology annotation, cellular component: plasma membrane. Lineage: Eukaryota; Fungi; Ascomycota; Sordariomycetes; Glomerellales; Glomerellaceae. Bases 1 to 1458 code for a protein of 485 amino acids.
AUGGAGAAGUCGGAGUACGGUACCGCCGACAAGGCCGUCCAGGAAAACUCCUCUUUGGAGCAGGCCCAGCAGUCCUCCGUCACCUCGAACGAAUCUGUCCAUGAGAAGAAGCCGUGGUGGCACCCCGUCAUCGAGCCAGGCUCUGCCGUUCAGAUCAUCAUCGCCGCCGCCAUCGCUGUUGCCAUCGGUCUGGGUGUCAAGAGCGUCCACCCAGAUAUCCCUGAUGCGGCGACGACCAUCCUCAUUAUCCCCGGCAACCUCUGGCUGCGGUCCCUCAAGGCUGUCGUCCUGCCCCUCAUCGUGACGGCCAUGAUUCUUGCUGUUCAGAAGCUCAAGGAAAUCUCCAACGGCGGCGCCAAGCUUGCCAAAUGGACCAUUGGAUACUACGUCAUUACCACCAUCCUGGCCAUCGUUCACUCCAUCAUCAUGACAUCCCAAGUCUGGGCCCGCCUCAUGACUGUCGCCUCGGCCGAGUCCAUCGCCACGGAUAGCAUGUCCGCUAAGGACCAAGAGUCGUACGAGUCGCGCAAGGACCAAGACAUCCCAGCCACCGUCACCGAGCUAUUCAACUCCCUGAUCCCAGCCAAUGUUGUCGAUGCCCUCGCCUCGGACCAUCUCCUCGCCGUCCUCGUCACUGCCGUCAUCGUCGGCUACCUCAUUGACGAUCGCGGUGGUCGCUCGGCUAUCAUCAAGGCAGCCCGUGAGAUAGAGACCCUCAUCAUGAUUGUCAUUACCUUCCUCAUCAAGCUUGCCCCUAUCGGUGUCUUCUUCCUCAUCCUGCCCAACAUGUUCAAGCUUGACAUCAACGAUAUUGGUGUCAACCUAGGUAUCCUGAUGGGUGGAGCCAUCAGCUCAAUGUUCUUGCACCUCUUCGUCAUCCUCCCCAUCAUCUUCUUCGCCUUCACGCGCCAGAACCCUUACACGUUGUGGUUCAGCUGCUCUCCUGCUUGGUUGACGGCUUGGGGUACCGCUUCCUCGGCCGCUACUCUUUCCGUCACCAUGCGCUGCUGCCGUGAAAAGCUCAAGAUUCCUGAGACCGUCAACAAGUUCGCCAUCCCACUGGGUUGUCUCGUGAACAUGGACGGAACCGCCAUUUACUUCCCCAUCGUUGUCGUGUUCCUCGCCCAAACGCAGGGUCACGUACUCAACGCUGCGGACUACAUCAUCAUCCUGUUGCUGUCGACCCUGGCUUCCAUCGGAACUACGCCCAUUCCCAGUUCUUCUCUGGUCUUGACCGUAAUGAUCUCGUCGAGCGUCGGCAUCCCGCCCAGUGGAAUGUAUGGUGUCGUCGUCGCCAUUGAUUGGUUUAUUGACCGAUUCCGUACCGCCACCAACGUCAGCGGUGAUCUUUUCGCAGCUGUUAUCGUUACCAAAAUGACUGGCAUUACCGACCCGGAUGAUGGCUCGGAGGAAAUUGUUCGGGAAUACAGCCAGAACCAGAAUGAUGAGCGUGUCUGA